AGAGGCAGCUGUGAGCGACCCGGAGUUAUGUCCCGCGCGAGACGGGCAGCGGAUUAAAAAUGCAACACUUCAAAACGAGUUGAAUUCGGCAUGGGCUGGGCGACGCUCGCGCACCCGCCGAGCUGCCAGUGUUGUUAUGACGCCGGGACCGCGUGGUUCGCUCCGACACUCGAAUCGCUAACUGUUAUUAUAAAAUAGGAUACCUACCUGAAAAUAAACAUCUAUUACAUGUUUUGAAUUCAGUGCUCGUGAUCUAAGUGAUUGAAGGACCAACCUGUAUUGACAAUUUUCAUGGAUAAUAGCAGACUGUUAACAAGGGUGUGAAGGAUGGCGGGCGAAGCCCCGGGCGCUAUACACGGGUGGGGCUGCACGCCGACCGGCGACACAACGCCAGCCUUAGCCGGCGACAACCCCAAACCAGGAUGCUUGCCGGUUCUACUCAGAGGUUGGCGGAAAACUGCCCUCUUCUGCAUCUUAGCGCUCCUCAUGGUGCUGAUUUUCCUAAAUAUCGGACUGACUCUUUGGAUCAUUAGUAGUUUGAAAUUGAGAAUGGGUGGGUUUGGUCCCAUAAACAUCGUUAAGGGAGGCCUAGAACUGCAAGGACAGGCAUUCGUGAUGGACAACUUGGUGGCCUCGUCGAUCAGCUCGAGCGCCGGACAGCCCAUAACCGUGCACUCGCAUCGCAACUUCACCGUGGUAGUCACAGAGCCUGAGAGGAAGGAAACCGCCAAAUUGGUGCUCAAAAGGGAUAGCAUUGAAUGCAGCGGACGCAUGUUCGAGGUGCGCGACGCGCUUGGCGGCGAAGUUUUCCGCGCGUCCCACGACGAAGUGCGAGUGUUCAGUGACUCGCUGGCAGUGGACGGGCCCGGCGGGCUCGCUGUUAAAACGGCCGUGCAGACGCCGAGCGUCAGGGCGCCGCCUGGAUCUGACCUACAGUUGGAAUCUCUAACGCGACACCUGGAGCUGAUAGCCCCGCAAUCCAUACACCUGGAGAGUCGAGCGGGCGGCAUUGACGUCAUGGCUCACAGCAAUAUCAAACUGGAUUCCGUUGUUGGCGCCCUAAAAAUCGACACUCCAAGUAUUUACAUCUCAAACCUUAAAGAGGCUGUAAAGACAGAGUCCGCGCCCCCGACCAAACACCUGCGGCCGCAGAAAGUAUACCAGCUAUGCGCAUGCGCGUCGGGCAAGCUGUUCCUGGCGGCCGCUGACGCCUCCUGUGCCGCCAAUAACGCCGACACAGACUUUUGUAGAUGAUAAACAUAAUUGUAGAUGAAAAAAUAAUUAAUUGUCGAUAAAAAAUACAAUCUAGAGACGAAUACUAUCCGGAAAAAAUGUGGGUCAGCUCAGGUGCCGUAGCCGAAUAGCAUUUCUGCGACGCGAGACGCGAAACGAAAACGAAACGCUG
Molecule: messenger RNA, 1405 nt
Organism: Leguminivora glycinivorella
Lineage: Eukaryota; Metazoa; Arthropoda; Insecta; Lepidoptera; Tortricidae
Product: delta-sarcoglycan-like
Exons: 6
Coding region: 328-1254 (308 amino acids)
Biological process (GO): heart contraction; cardiac muscle tissue development
Cellular component (GO): sarcolemma; sarcoglycan complex
Source: RefSeq, a predicted model, not a curated record